Molecule: messenger RNA, 1619 nt
Organism: Beta vulgaris subsp. vulgaris (sugar beet)
Lineage: Eukaryota; Viridiplantae; Streptophyta; Magnoliopsida; Caryophyllales; Amaranthaceae
Exons: 9
Coding region: 693-1151 (152 amino acids)
Source: RefSeq, a predicted model, not a curated record
AACUUGUAACAACUUGAUUGGGAUGGAAAUUGGAAUGAUGAUGCUGACUUUAACAAAAAAAAAAAAAAAAAAAAAAAAAGUGAUGAAUUGAUGAUGCUAUAUUGCUAUUAUUGCUAGUUCCCUCUCCAUCACGGCAUCACCAUUCACCCCUUUCGCUUGAGAGUUGAGAUAUGCAAUUUUUUGCAACUUAUUGAAACAUAAUUCUGUCAAAAUUGCAGAAUUAUCUGCUGUUUUGGUAGUGAGCCCUCUUAAUUCUUAAGUGGUGGUGUUAGAAAUAAUUUAUCCCAAAAAACCAAUUUGUACAUGUUGGGGAAAAUGCAGAUGCAAUGUUGUAGAAGCAGUGGCCUUUUCAAAUUAUCUUCCACUGCCCACCAUAAUUUUCCUUCUACAAGCAGUGAUUGCCAAUAGCCUUUGCUUGUGAGUGGAAAAUCCACAAUUUUGAACUGUGAUGAGGGGUGAAACUAAUGUAAGAUUGAGUUUGUGUGGGCAUUUGGGGCUACAACCGGCGAAAAAGGAAGGUGGUUGAUAUCAUCCAAGCUAAUAAAGAUGAUUCUACGAAGUCGGACGUAAAAAGGGCUCUUUUAGCUGCCAGAAAGAAGGAACGAAUCAAGUUGCCUUCUUAUGAAAAUGCGCGCGUUGGGGAAACGUAUCACAUUAGUCAGUUUUUGAAUCACCCAACUGGAGUUGAAGCAAUGUUGAAUGUUAAUGUUCUGGAAAACUAUGAUUCGAUCGAUGUCAACACGUAUAGAUGCAAGAUUCCACCAAUCCAGCUUCUAAACUUUGAGGUGGCCCCUGUGUUGGAUUUGCAAGUGAGUCCAGCCAGUGAAUGUUGCACUGUUGAGCUGUUGUCUUGUAAGUUUGAGGGCUCAGAAAUAGUGGAGAGCCAGAACAAGUAUUUCUCAGCAACCAUGAAAAACUUGAUAACUUGGGAUAAAACUGGUUCAGAAUCAUUUCUGGAUGUUGACGUGAAGUUGAACAUCGCUCUUGAGAUUUACAAUCAACCCUUUAAACUGCUGCCUGUAUCUACUGUGGAAGCCCCUGGAAAUAUAGUUUUGCAGGCACUCUUGGACAGAUUUGUUCCGCUUCUCUUGCAGCAAUUGCUGCAAGACUAUGAUGCUUGGGUUACACAACAGCAAAGGUUUCUUCCUUAAUUUCAUCUUGUGAAUAGUAUAAAAGGUUACCAUCCACCGCGGCUUAGUGAUAAUGUACAUCACAAUACCACUUCACUAACACCGGAAUCUUCAGAUGGCAUGUCACAGGCCCUGUUGAGAAUUCAUUAAGAUGGAAAAUUCAGAUUCCACCUGAGUUGCCAGUAAGAAUAACAGUGUUGGAUACAUUAGAUCCUGUAGGGCAUAAAUGUUGGGAGCAGGAGCGAGCUACAUGAAUGAUAAAGCAAAUAUUUUAACUGCUCAAGUCUGAGUUUCUAGCACUUGCAGGGUUUGGAGCCAUAUAUUACAAUUGUUUCAUAAUUGGUAACAUGAUACUGAGUAGUGCUUGUGCACAUUCUUAGAAUUUACCCUCUUAUAAAAAGCUCAAAAGUCAUGUGAGCAUUUUUUUUAAUGUGAGGGAAUACUUUAUUCCGGCAAAGAUAAUAUAAUAGCCGUUGCUUUGGAGGAUCA